AUGGGUUGGUGGAACUAUAAUUUCAAAUUGUCCACUGUGAUUCGACUGGCAUUCGUUUCCUCGUCAUUGCUCAUUUCACUAUGCCUGUUUUUGAUAAUGAUGACGUCCAGGGAGAUUUCGGAGUUCAGAGAGCAGACGUUAGAUGAUUUGAAGGAGUGGAAGUACUUCUCUGACGCCGCCUGGAAAGAAAUCACAACCCAAACCAUCCGCAAAACUCGAAGUGUAAGUGGAAACGCGGGAAAUAGAUUCUGGACCAAAAGAUCUUAUGACACCUACGCCCCAGCUCAGCAGCAAGUCAACUCCUACGCCAGAGUGAAUAGUUAUGCAACCGCUCCAGUUCUCCAACACCCAACCCAGCAAAUUGACCAGUGUAACUGCGCUCAACGUGCCAACAACUGCCCUCCUGGUCCACCAGGUCCUAUUGGUUAUCCCGGAAUGCCUGGUGAACCUGGUGAUCGAGGUCUUGAUGGACGCCCUGGUGCCAAUGGUGUAGCUCUAACCGCCUAUGACCAAGAGGUCCCAGGAUGUAUAGUUUGUCCACAAGGACCACAAGGGCCUCCAGGACCAACUGGUCAGGCAGGACAUCAAGGAGCUCCUGGACUACCUGGAAACCCCGGAUACACCCCACCACCAGGUCUUCCAGGACAACCAGGCCAAUGUGGAGAUAAGGGAAGAGAUGGACCAAGUGGAACACCAGGAAUAAAAGGAGAACCAGGACAAAACUCGAUCCGCCAUGUUUGUAUUCCCGGAAGAAAAGGUGCUCCAGGCCCCCCAGGACAGUGUGGACCACCAGGACCCCCAGGAUACACACCACCACCAGGGCCACCAGGGCCUCCAGGAGAGCAAGGAGAGGAUGGGCAAGAUGGAGAACCUGGAGCACCAGGAGUCACCGGGUAUCCAGGAGUACGUGGGCCACCCGGACAGGAUGCAGAGUAUUGUCCAUGCCCACCUAAAAACGCUGGAUCUCUGCAAGUUAUGCUAUUGCUCCUCCACAAACCCCACAAAACCGUUACGUCAGCGAGUACAACAAGGAGGACGAGUAUCGGAAGAGAGUGUUGGCGAGAGUGCUCAAGAAGCAGCGAAGACUUCUGCUGGCCACAAGAGCGAAGAAUGUCAGAAGAAAACCUGUUAAUCAUAAUUCCACCACUGCUGUUAUUAAUCACCCAGCAUGAGAAUUUUGAAAUAAAAGCUUAUUCAAAAAAUUAG
This is a messenger RNA of Caenorhabditis briggsae, 1206 nucleotides long. RefSeq names its product Protein CBR-COL-69 (gene Cbr-col-69). The record is from RefSeq and is a predicted model, not a curated record. NCBI's taxonomy places the organism in Eukaryota, Metazoa, Nematoda, Chromadorea, Rhabditida, Rhabditidae. Gene Ontology annotation, molecular function: structural constituent of cuticle. The coding region runs from base 1 to 1206 and encodes 401 amino acids. The transcript is spliced from 4 exons.